Molecule: messenger RNA, 1929 nt
Organism: Xylaria bambusicola
Lineage: Eukaryota; Fungi; Ascomycota; Sordariomycetes; Xylariales; Xylariaceae
Exons: 3
Coding region: 1-1929 (642 amino acids)
Biological process (GO): regulation of DNA-templated transcription; DNA-templated transcription
Cellular component (GO): nucleus
Molecular function (GO): zinc ion binding; DNA binding; DNA-binding transcription factor activity, RNA polymerase II-specific
Source: RefSeq, a predicted model, not a curated record
AUGCCUAACCUCAGAUCAAGCCCUACGUCGUCUGCAGGCUCUAUCAAUGAGGGAGUUGUCAGAACAUACAAGCGCCGCCCACGUAAACCGAUAAGCUGUGAGCCCUGUCGGCAUUCCAAACUGCGCUGCGACCGGCAACACCCCUGUGCCUCGUGCAUACGGCGAAAAUGCGCCGGCUCAUGUGUAUAUGAACGGCGGGCAUCCGGCGCUGGAGAGCACACAACACAUGUAGAACACCGGGUUGUGCCUCCAUCUACGCCAUAUCUUCCACAGACGGAGCAUGGACCAGCGCAAAGUAGCCGAACCGUACCAGAAUCUCAAGGCCCGUCUAAUGUGGUUGAGACCCCAGAGCAACAUGUCGUUCCUGGGCCUACUGACCUCCGGGAACGCCGGGCCUUGACCCAUGAACAUUGGGAAGGGGUAUUGCAAAGACCGAUGAAUGCGGAUGAGCCGUCAACGUUUGCGCUUGAUGAUGCGGCGCCUCGCGCCACGGGCAUUUGUUUUCCAUUUCAUUCCGAGUCCCAGCUUUCCAAGAGCCAUCUCCUAGCCUUGUUGCCGCCGACUCAAUCGUGUGAUUACCUUAUAUCACAAUUCUUCAUGUAUAUGUCACAGUUCUUUCCCAUUCUACAUGGUCCAUCAUUCCAAAAAGAAUAUGUUGCCUUCGUCAUGGAGCCUUCCGCGGUUGAUUUCUCUUGGUUAGCGUUGCUAUUCAUGCUAUUAUCCCUCGGUCUUCACACACUCGACUACGACGCCGGUCUACCCAGCGAGCUUGGGCCCGACAGACAGAACUCGAAUGUAUCAACACGGAAGUACAGAGAGGCAGCAAUGAUAUGUUUAUCAAAAGAUCAAUUUUUGACUAGAUAUCGGCUGACCACACUGCAAGCUCUGCUGCUCAUCGUCUAUGAGAUAUGCCACGAAGAAGGAGUUGAGCGAGGCUGGACCAUGCUGGGUAUUGCACUGAAUAUUAGCAUCGCACUGCAUUGCAAUGCAGAUUUUGGGCAACCUGGCCUAAGCGUACUCGAGGUGGAGCGUCGCCGGCGCUGUUGGGCAGGUCUUCUCUCCCUGUACGCCUAUCAGAUUGUUUCAUAUCCUGGCGUUGAUAUGCUGUUUCUCACGAAUGUCAAGGCGGCCAUGCCUGCUGAUGUUAAUGAUGCCGACAUCAGCGAAGAUUCUAUCUCGCAGCCUUCUAGCCAGCCGACCCAGAUGUCCAUAAUGAUAUUCAAAAUUCGACUGUUUCAAUUGUCUAGUCGGAUAUGCCGUCACCUAAAGGGACCCGACAAGUUCGAUGAGAAGACGCGAGAUCUUUUCGAUUCCGAGAUAGCCGAAGAGCGACGCCAGUGGGAUACUAUGUUUCCUAUGGACAAUGGUGUGCCCAGUCUCUUAAAUUUCUCGAGCUUUGCUCACUGGUCCUUGCAGUUUCACGGCCAUCACCUCUACCUCCUCAUCCACCAACCUUUCUGCCGACCUCGUUCUAACCCCACUUGUUUCCGCCAACAAUCCCGUGCGAAGUGCAUUGACUCUGGUGCGGCUUUGCUGAAACUCCACCAGCGGUUCUGGGAGAUCCCUCGACUGAGACCCUGUCGCUGGACAUUGCAUGGUUUAAACAGCUUUUACGCUAUACAUGGAGCGGUGGCGUUGGCAUCAUGCCUUCUAGAGGGAGAUUCUCACGCCUCCGAAUCACUCCAAUACCAGGACAUCUUCAUCACUGCAGUCAACCGCCUCGAAGAAUUACAACAUCGCAGUCCUAUAUGCAAGAAAGCCCAUCCCAUGCUUUCUCAGCUACAGGGCCUCCUAUUCCCAGAGCAAUACAAGUGGCCCAACCCUGCCAGCUCUACGUUGUUAGAAACAUUUGAUACAUGGGCCGACAACUUACAGUGGAUGAACCCAGAUACUGUUGACUGGAAUUUCUUAGACGGCGUACUAGGUUGA